AUGCAUCGCACGAACACAUCAUAUCUCUCAGCGCUUCGCGCAUCCAUCAAUGACAAACUACUCCAGCUUGAGGACCAGAUCAGUUCCGCGGAUCCUCAUUCUCGUCCACAUCUCUUUGAGGCAACACCCUGGCCCUUCCUCGAUGAUCCAGAGUAUCUGCCGCCGCAGCCCGUUUUUGAUCUCCUAGAUGACCUCCGCCUAGACCUACGAGCUCUCGACUCCCUCGUUACACCGACUCGUUUCAAGCUCGUCGAGAUUGGCAACCUGCCAUAUAAGGUCGCCGCCCUGGAGACCGCUGUGCUGCUGAACGUCGCUGAAGCGAUCGAAUCUGCGCCCUUCCAUGGCUAUGCACCCCUCGCCGACCUUGCCAAGCUCUGGAUGUCAAUGAGCAUAAACUUGGCCGCAUCCUUCGCCUGCUUACCGGCGAGUUCAUCUUCCAAGAAACCGAGCGCGGAGUGCAUGGGCUCUGCAGGUGGCAUUUCCAAGGACAUCACGUCCCCUGACACCAAGCAUUCGUUCGCAGAACGAGAUGCCCCUUUCUGUAAGGUCGUCUCGAAGAGCGGAAAGACGUUUGCAGAGUACAUGGGUGACCCUGAGAACGCGGCAAUGGUGGAGCUGAGUGGCGAAGGGGUGGUCGGCUGGUUGAACAAGCUGACGAGGGCUAGUCUGUUGGGAGACUAUCCGUGGGAAGAAUUAAACGAAGGCAGUGUCAUCAUCGAUCUCGGUGCAGGUGCCGGAGACAGCGGCAUGGAUGUCAUGAGGAAAUUCCCAAACAAGCACUUCAAAUGGGUCUAUCAAGACUUCGGACCGGUCUUGGAUAUGCUCAAGAAGAGCUAUCCAAGCGAACUGCAACAGCAAGUCAGCAACGGAGAUAUCACCUUUGUAUUACAGGACUACUUCGAGCCCAAUGUCAGUGCUGGGAAUGUAUGGUAUGCUCGCGGUGUGCUGCACGAAUAUGACGACGAACAAGUCCUGCAACUGCUGGGCCACAUCACAAGCGCAAUGAGGAAAACUCCUGGCGCAAGGAUGAUUCUCAACGAGGUUCUGAACUCAAGUCCGGCGAUUAUACCUGUCUCUGCGGCGGAGACUGUUCCUUCGGAGCAUAUUCCGAAUAAGCAGUCGGCGUUGGCAAGUACAGCUAACACCAUGACGUGGAGCACCUUCUCAUUGUUUGGCGGGAAAGAACGAUCGUACGAGGAGUAUGAAGUCUUGCUCAAUAAAGGGGGACUCAGGGUGAACAGGUUGUAUAAGUUCAGGACCUUCACUGUCAUGAUGGAGUGUCUUUUGCAAGAGGAAUCGGAUGCUUGA
Cyphellophora attinorum is the source of this 1308-nucleotide messenger RNA. RefSeq lists its product as uncharacterized. Bases 1 to 1308 code for a protein of 435 amino acids. Gene Ontology annotation, molecular function: O-methyltransferase activity. NCBI's taxonomy places the organism in Eukaryota, Fungi, Ascomycota, Eurotiomycetes, Chaetothyriales, Cyphellophoraceae. The record is from RefSeq and is a predicted model, not a curated record. The transcript is spliced from 2 exons.